Knipowitschia caucasica is the source of this 1896-nucleotide messenger RNA. The record is from the annotation of a GenBank genome assembly. NCBI's taxonomy places the organism in Eukaryota, Metazoa, Chordata, Actinopteri, Gobiiformes, Gobiidae.
AUGUCAUGGUCCCAAACUUUUACACGACACUCAGGCCUCGGAGCGAACACCUCUGCCCUCAGAGUGAACACCCCGGCCCUCGGUACGAACACCUCUGCCCUUGGAGUGAACACCCCUGCCCUCGGUACGAACACCCCUGCUCUCGGAGUGAACACCUCUGCCCUCAGAGUGAACACCCCUGCCCUCGGUACGAACACCCCUGCCCUUGGAGUGAACACCCCUGCCCUCGGAGUGAACACCUCUGCCCUCGGAGUGAACACCCCUGCCCUUGGAGUGAACACCCCUGCCCUCAGAGUGAACACCCCUGCUCUCGGAGUGAACACCCCUGCCCUCGGACUGAACACCCCUGCCAUCGGACUGAACACCUCUGCCCUCGGACUGAACACCUAUACCCUCGGAGUGAACACCCCUGCCCUCGGAGUGAACACCUCUGCCCUCGGACUGAGCACCUAUACCCUCGGAGUGAACACCCCUGCCCUCGGAGUGAACACCCCUGCCCUCGGACUGAACACCUCUGCCCUCGGACUGAACACCUCUGCCCUCGGACUGAGCACCUAUACCCUCGGAGUGAACACAAAUGGCCUUGGAGUGAGCACCCGUGGCCUCGGAGUGAACACCCCUGCCCUCGGUACGAACAACCGUGGGCUCGGUGUGAACACCCCUGCCCUCGAGAUCUGUCUUCUGACCAAGGGCAGGCGCACGGCCAGUGUUCGCGCCGACACGUACUGCCGCCUCUUCUCGCUGUCCGUGGACCACUUCAAUGAGGUGUUGGAGGAGUACCCCAUGAUGAGACGGGCCUUUGAAACCGUGGCCAUUGACCGACUGGACAGAAUCGGGAAGAAGAACUCGUUGCUGCUGCAGAAGUUCCAGAAGGAUCUGAACGCCGGCGUGUUCAACACCCAGGAGAACGAGAUCCUGAAGCAGAUCAUUCGUCAGGACCGGGAGAUGGUGAUGAUGGUGGACCGCAAACAGUCCGUUACCGGGAUGAACUCAACUCCAAUGUCAGGAAACUCCAUCAUUAACUCACCAGCUCAGCCGCCAUACUCCACUGCCUUUGGCACCAGUCAGCUCCAGCAGUCCUCAGUACCUCUGACCUACAGUGCUUCAGCGAUCGCCAACGCCUCCGCGGGCCGCAUCCUGCCUGUGGCUGCGGCUGCUGCGGCCGCUGCUGCGCAAGGCGUGUUCCCUGCUGCCAGUAUCUCCCAAGGAAACCUGAACUCCUCCAUCUCCCAGACCCCUCUGCAGCCGCCUGGAGCCAUCAUGUCGCCCUGCUCCUUCACCGCUGCCAUGUGCAGCCCCCCUGUACAGACCCCUCUGGCCGGCAGGAGCUUCCACUACAGUUCUCCCACGGCCUCGCAGCUCUCCCUCAUCCAGCAGCCCCCCCAGCCCCCUCCCUCCCUGUCCCCACAGCCCUCCACUGCAGCAGCCUCUGCAGCGCAGCCUCCUCAGCAGCAGGCCCCCUCCCCUCAGAGGGGGGACAUCCACAAGAGCACACAGGCUCUGCAGUCGGGCAGCUUGAGUCGAGACCUGCGACACUUGUCCGCAUCCCAACCGUCACUGCCACACGACACGUCCCUGGGGCCGCGAGCACACCCCACCUCAGGAGACUCUCUGGCCUCCAUAGUGCCACCCGCCGCCGCAGCCGCCAUCCAGGGGAUGAGUCUGCAGGGCAUCCGCAGCACCGUGCCCCAGCGGGUCAAUCUGUUCCGCCAGAUGUCGUCCGGUGCUCUGCCGCCGGUGCGCUCCUCAGCAGCUGCUGCAGCUGCAGCAGCGGCUGCUCCCACCACCCCCUCCUCCAGCGGCCCCCACAGGGAGUCUCCCGGCUCCAGGAGAGAUUCUGUUCUUAGCAGUACAGAGAUGGAGCAGGACAAAAUGCGCUUUGCAUCAAAUUUAUGA